AUGUCGACCGCCGUGUGGCCGCCCAUCGGUGCCGCCCAGCUGGCCAGCGAGCAGACAAAGUCGCAGCAGCGCGAGCUCGAGUGGCUGCUCGUCCAGCUCCGGGAGACGCUGCAGUCGCUCAAGGCCGGCCUCGAGGAGUGCGCUGCGCUGCUGGCACCCUCCGAGCACGGCUCGACGCUGGUGCUGACCUCGGUGCGGUCAGAAAGCCUCAAGGGCCUCGUUGCUCGCGUCGGCACGCGCAUCGUCAAGGGCAACGUCAAGCUGCGCAUCGCAAGCCUGCCUCCUCCCCGCGGCUCGCAGACCUACGAUGUCGCCAUCUCCUCUGCACCCACCGCGCCCACACUCGUCGUCCCCCAGCUCACCUCGGUGCGCACAUCGAUCAACAGCUGCCUCGAUGCCAUCGAUGUAGUCUCCUGGGGCGGCGACGCGACCAACGCCAAUUUCGUCGCCGGCCAGCUGCAAUUGCUGCACGACCACAUCCUCGAAGCGCGCCAGGCACUGAAGGGCUACUCCGACGUGCAGAUGCCGUGGUGGGAGACUCCCGUCGACGAAAACAUCUUCGACCCUCCGCUGCCCUCGAAUGUCUCCUUCCACAUGUUUGUCUUCGAUGCCGCCCUCUGCCUUGAGAUCCGCACACUCGAACCCAAACACGAAGAAGAGCCGGCGUCAUUCACAGGCUUCAACUUCCGCGACCGGCUGUCCUCAGCCCUCGGCGGCACACGCACACCCCUUCACGACGAAGCAGACAAAGUGUACAAGUACAAAGGCCAGGACGUCCGCGUCAAGGAGAAGAUCCGCGUCGAAACCCAGGACCCGGCCCUCAUAUCGGCGUCGGCCAAGCUGAACGCGCUCGAACACAGCCUGAUGUUGAGCCGCAAGGCGCUCGAUAUCGUGAUGGGACGCGACGAGCCGUAG
Molecule: messenger RNA, 915 nt
Organism: Macroventuria anomochaeta
Lineage: Eukaryota; Fungi; Ascomycota; Dothideomycetes; Pleosporales; Didymellaceae
Exons: 2
Coding region: 1-915 (304 amino acids)
Cellular component (GO): RAVE complex
Source: RefSeq, a predicted model, not a curated record